Messenger RNA from Vicia villosa (hairy vetch), 1371 nucleotides. Its product is annotated as metalloendoproteinase 1-like. The transcript has a single exon. Gene Ontology annotation, cellular component: extracellular matrix. The coding region runs from base 27 to 1124 and encodes 365 amino acids. NCBI's taxonomy places the organism in Eukaryota, Viridiplantae, Streptophyta, Magnoliopsida, Fabales, Fabaceae. Gene Ontology annotation, biological process: extracellular matrix organization; proteolysis; collagen catabolic process. The record is from RefSeq and is a predicted model, not a curated record. Gene Ontology annotation, molecular function: metalloendopeptidase activity; zinc ion binding.
AUGAAUACUCACAGUUAUCUCAUAGCAUGACUAACACAAUGAAGUCACAUUUAUUCGAAUUGCUCUUUUUCCUUCUCCUUUUCAUUCUCAACACAUCAACCCUUUCAGCUCAUAUCCCUCGAUUCUCUCCUUCUGUAGGAAAACAAUUAAGAAACAAGAUCAAGGGCCAACCUAAUCACUAUACAUGGAAGAACACAUUAGACAAGUUCAAAGAAUUACCUCGACCAGAUGCUCAACCAGCCAAAGAAAUCAAGGGCCUAUCCGAAAUCAAACAGUUUUUAUACGAUUUCGGUUACCUCCAACAACCUGGUCCAUUCAAUGACAUUCUAGACCAGACAACAAUUUUAGCUCUUAAGAUCUACCAGAGAUAUUUCAAUCUCCAAGUUACAGGCGACUUAAACAACGAGACUUUACAACAAAUCUCAUUACCAAGAUGCGGUGUCCCUGAUAAGAAUUUUAAGUAUGGUUUCACAGAUACAGUUAAUGUGUCUUGGCCGAAAGGAAAUACCUGGUUUCCUUUCGGCACUAGAAACCUUACCUAUGGAUUUCUUCCAGAGAGUAAAAUUCCAUUAAACUCUACACAAGUGAUGAGAAAUGCCUUAACGCGAUGGUCACGGACUACAAACGUCCUGAAUUUCACCGAAACAGCUUAUAAUGUUGCUGACAUUAAAAUUGGUUUCUACAUUUACAAUGAUGAGGUUGCGGAUGUUGUGAUAGGGAGCUCUGUUAUAAGCAAGCAACUCAAUUCUAAUGUAACGUCAGGUGUGAUAUCACUUGAAGCUUCAAAGUACUGGGUGUUGCCGGAUGACAACUCCACUUGGUCAUGGAAGGAUGGAGAAAUCGACUUGGAAACUGCGGUGAUGCAUCAGAUAGGACAUAUAUUAGGACUUGAUCAUUCUUAUGAUGAUGAGUCAAUUAUGUAUCCAACAAUAUUGCCAUCACAGCAAAGGAAGGUGCAGAUAACAGAUUCAGAUAACAAAGCCAUCCAACAACUCUAUUCCAAUGUUACUAAAGACAACAACACAAGUUCUGGUUACGUUGGACGCUUCACACUGUUUGGGUCCAGUUACGGCUUUGUAAUAUCUCUGUCCCUUGGAUUUGCUUUCAUGGCUAUGCUCAACUAGCUUCUGGAAUUAUAUCCUUUCAUUGGGAAAUGAAUAAUUUAUUUGUGUGAUAUUAAUUCUGUCUAAUUUUCAGUUAUUUCCUACAAUGUAUUUAAAUGUACUUUCUUAUCGUUUUUUUUUUUUAUGUGGAGUGGUAUUUCUGUUGAAAACUAAUUUCUGAAUUUUGUUUUGUAAGUGUGGGUUUUAGGUGAAUUGUCCUGGAAUGAAUUUCAUCUCAACGAAGUUCAACAAAGUUGAUUUAUUUUUA